CCCGAGUCCGACGGAAGAUUGUACAGCGACUGCAUCGAUUUGUCUUUUGUGUUCAUCUCUCAAGGUUUAUGGACAGCCUGGAUUUACUCGCAGGCAUUGGACAGCACAAAACGGACAUUCGCCUCGAUAAAGAGUUUCUCCCUCUUUCUAGCCAUCUCAGUUGUCGGUGAGGCCGGCGGGGCGGAUCCCACAAGGAGUCGAAAAAGAAAUAAAAGCAACAAGAGCAACUGUUACAACUUGACCGUAUUGUACAUUUCGCCAUAAAGCUCCCUGGUGGACAAAUAUAUAAUAAAUAAACAAGAUGCCCUCCGCGAUGAAUGCCAAUGGGACGGUGCAGUCCGCCAGUCCAGAUGUGGGAUCCGCUCCAGGCAUAGUGGGUGGAAACACUCUCAGCGGGCGGUCUGAAGUCCUGAAGCAGGUGCUCCAAGUCAUUGAUAAGAAAGCGCGCAACAUGGAGAAGAAAAAGAGCAAGCUGGAUGAUUAUCAAGUGCGAAAGGAUAAAGGCGAGCCUCUUAACCAGGACCAGCUGGAGGCCCUAUGCAAAUACCAGGAGGUCGUUAACAACUUGGAAUUUGCCCGAGAGUUGCAGAAGACAUUCAUUACACUUGGUCAAGAUAUCCAGAAGGCGGUGAAGAAGUCUGCCCGGCGCGAGCAGCUGCAACGGGAGGAGGCUGAGCAGAGGAGGCUGAAGAAUGUUUUGGAGCUGCAGUUCCUCCUGGACCGUCUGGGAGACGAAACUGUGAGACAGGACCUAAAGCAGGGACUUGGGGGGUCAAUGCUGCUCACAGAUGUGGAUCUGACUGCCUUCGAUGAGUUCUACAAGUUGGUGGGGCCAGACCGAGACCAAAAAAUCAGAUUGGUUGACCAGUAUGAAGAAGCGUCAGUGCACCUUUGGGACCUGCUGGAAGGAAAGGACAAGGCUGUGGUUGGCACGACAUACAAGGCCCUGAAGGAAAAGUUGGAGCAGCUUUUGCUGAGCGGUUACUUUGACCAGGUGCGAACUCACCAAAAUGGAGUUUGUGAGGAGGAGCUCAAGGAAGGAGAAGGGCCGAGUGGUGAGGAAGCAGAUGGGGAAGUUGAAGUACUGGCAGCGACCUUGGUUCCAGAAACGGCGGCUGAUUCGUCAGAAGCUGAAGAGCAACCUGUUGAUGCAGAAACCGAAAUCAUUGAAGAAUUUGUGGAACCAAUGGCUGUGGAAACAAAAGAGUUUGUAAACAGACAGUUCAUUCCCAAUAGCACAUACAGCAGCAGUGAGCAAGAGCAAGGUGAUGAGUGGACCACAGAAACAGAGGUGAUGACCGUCAUGCAGCAGCCACCGGUGCAGUCGGCCCCUCCCGCCAUUGUCAUGGAGGCCCACCCACUGACCAUGGUGGCCCCUCCGCCGCCGCCAUCGACCGACCCCAUGGUCAGGAAGCAGGUUGUGCAGGACCUAAUGGCACAGAUGCAGGGAACUUACAAUUUCAUGCAGGAUUCCAUGCUGGAGUUUGACGGACAGGCCAUCGACCCUGCUAUUGUAUCUGCCCAGCCCAUGAAGCCUGGUCAGACCAUCGACCUGCCACAGUACAUGUGUUCUCCAGUUCAUCCCGACUCUCGGCUUUCGCAACCUAACAAUGUUCCUGUUCAAGCUGAGCCCGCACAUGUACCCAUCGUCUCCCCAGCACCGACACCCAUGUAUCAAAACUCACACAUGCCAGAUUCCCGAACAACCGAAGCCGUCGACCCCAUCCAGACGUCCAUGACGUUAGCAGCAGAGCAGCCCCCCUCCUCGGCGCCUCUCCCACCUGCGUCACAGACCCCCGUCUACCAGCCUGUUCCCAAAGCUCCUCACAGCAGCGGCAUCAACGUCAACGCAGCACCAUUCCAGUCAAUGCAGACGGUGUUUAACCUCAAUGCACCAGUCCCGCCCGUGAGUGAGACAGAGGCCUUGGGCCAGCCCGGCCAGUACCAGAACAGCUUCAACCAGGCCUUCAGCAGUCAGCCUCAGCAUCCUGUUGAACCAGCAGAGAUGCAGCCGGAACAACUGCAAACUGUUGGUGCCUUUCAUUCCCAAGACCAGUCUGCAGGCCAUCAGCAGCCUUCACAGCAAGGCCCAGGAUUCAACAGGCAGCCUCAGUCCUUCUACAACAGUAGAGGGAUCUCACGUGGUGGACCCCGCAACGCCAGAGGUGGCUAUGAUGGUUAUCGCCCUCCUUUUUCCAACACUCCUAACUCUGGUUAUGGACAGACCCAGUUCAACACAACCCGGGAUUACUCAAAUGGCAAUUACCAGAGGGAUGGUUACCAACAGAACUACAAGCGUGGAGCUGGCCAGGGACCCAGAGGCGCUUCGAGAGGCAACGCUCAGGCAAUGAGAUCGUGAAAAGCGUCUCAGAAUGACUGAAUAUAAGUGCACCACACUGAAAAUUCCAAAUUCAAUAAUUCAUUUCCCCAAGUUCACUCUUGCUCUCGUUACUAUGCUCAUUAGUAGUAUUGUUCCUGUCUUCUCCAAUCAAAGCAAUGAUUGCUUUGGGAUUGGAAAUAUUGAAAUCAUUGGUCUGGACACGAGCAAAGCUGUAAAUGCAAUCAGUGUUUUACAGAGGCCAUGUGUUAACAAUAUUCCUGGAAACUUGAAAGAUUUCAUAAGUUAUUUUUUUGUAUUAAAAUGCACCUGUCACUGCUGGUCCAAUCCAUGAGAGUCGAUUCCCCUCUCAGUUCUUGUCAUUUUGGUUUUGGAGGGGGAAAAAGGGUUUUAUUUUCAACAAAGCUCUUUCCUUGUUUGUAAAUUGAUGUUCCUCAAAGGGUUUCAAUAAAGCUGUGUUGCAUACCCAA
Corythoichthys intestinalis (scribbled pipefish) is the source of this 2808-nucleotide messenger RNA. It is a transcript of the gene caprin1b, whose product is annotated as cell cycle associated protein 1b. NCBI's taxonomy places the organism in Eukaryota, Metazoa, Chordata, Actinopteri, Syngnathiformes, Syngnathidae. The record is from RefSeq and is a predicted model, not a curated record. The coding region runs from base 302 to 2359 and encodes 685 amino acids. The transcript is spliced from 19 exons. Gene Ontology annotation, cellular component: cytoplasm. Gene Ontology annotation, molecular function: RNA binding.